This is a messenger RNA of Helicoverpa armigera (cotton bollworm), 1038 nucleotides long. RefSeq lists its product as uncharacterized. Bases 1 to 1038 code for a protein of 345 amino acids. The transcript has 2 exons. Lineage: Eukaryota; Metazoa; Arthropoda; Insecta; Lepidoptera; Noctuidae. The record is from RefSeq and is a predicted model, not a curated record. Gene Ontology annotation, molecular function: nucleic acid binding.
AUGCCUUUUAAGGAGUCCCCUGAGGAAGCUCUUGGGAACUCAUAUUAUAUAGCUAAGAAGUGCUUUUUAAAUCUAGAGAAAAAAUUUGCUAAGAAUCCUAGUCUUAAGAUUAAAUACAAGGAGUUCAUAGAUGAGUAUGCUAAUUUAGGACAUUUAAGAGUUUUAAAAAAUAAACCUGAGUUCGGAUAUUAUAUGCCCCACAUACAUAGGGAAGUUGUUGCUACUCUUGAUUCAGCACAAUUGCCUUUAAGAAAAUUCAGAACAAAUUGUCCUAGCUUAUUUGAAAAUGAUGAUGAUACAGCCAAAUUUGUAGAUUUUAAUAAGGAAUCUAGUGUAUUAGGUCUUAUUUGGUGUCCUAAGUCUGAUAAUUUACUAUUUUCCACAGAUUUACAGCAUUCUGCUCAAAUAACCAAACGCCCGGCGUACUCGCCUCACUUCGGGGGCAUAUGGGAAGCAGGAGUCAAGUCGGCAAAGUUUCAUUUAAAACGCACGGCCGGUAAAGCUUCCUUGACGUUCGAGGAGCUUGCUACGUUAUUAGCACAAGUCGAGGCCAUACUUAAUUCCCGUCCUCUGUCUCCCCUAUCUUCCGAUCCUACCGAUCCUACACCACUUACCCCAGGGCACUUUCUUGUCGGGCGACCUCUCACGUCGUUACCGUCGGCACCUAUUAAUACGAAGAGUCCAAAUCGUUACCAACUUAUAGAGAAAAUCAGACAAGACUUCUGGCAAAGAUGGCGCCGGGAGUUCGUCGCGGAGCUGCAGCAACGCACGAAAUGGAAAACCAGGCAGCAUGAGCUUCGUGUGGGUGAUCUGGUGAUCCUAAAAGAAGAAAAUGUUCCCCCACUGCAAUGGAGACUCGGCCGUGUCACACGUUUGUAUCCUGGGACGGAUGGAGUCAGCAGGGUGGCCGAUGUCAUGUCUUCCAGAGGCACAGUACGAAGGGCUGUGAACAAAAUGUGCAUCCUACCAAGUUCAGCCCCAGCAGACACGACACUGAUCAAUGAUGACAAGGAUGCUGCCGAGAAUAAAGAAGCUUGA